AUGGUCUACGAUGAACGGGGCAACUUCGUGGGAGACCUUCAUUGGCAGCGAGAGAAGGACUUCGAUGAAGGCGAAGAAGUCCAGCUGGAGCGCGGCGGGGUUAUCGUACAGGUGAUGGAAUGCGUCGGUCGUCAGGAGCAAGACUUGUCCGAGUUGCUGGAUAAGAGGGCGAAAGAAAAGGAACAGCGCCAGGCACGGGUCAGGACACGUCCGGCCCCUGCCACAGCGGCACCGAAUACCCCCCUGGCUGCACCUCGUGCGCAAGACCACUUUCAGACCCGGCACCGGCCCCUAAACCACGUUCUGGGAACUCCGACUGGCCAUCAUGGCCGUGCUUUGGUUCCGCAUGAGUCUCCCUUCGAACUGCGGCAGAAGGCCAACGACAAUUCAAACGGCUGUACCGAGCCACGUCCCUCAAAAAGGAGAAGACGGGAUGUUACACCACCGAGCAAGAUGGGCUAUGCUCAGAGCUUGUUUGGUGCUACCCUGUCUUUGUCCGCUGUUCCCGUUAGCUCGGCCCCUCCACGACGGCCAGCCAAUUCUGUGUCUCGUCCACAGUCAGUGACCUCAUCUCAAGAAGUCGGACAGGAUUUGCGCCAUGUUCAGGAAGGCCGGGAUCGUUCUGAUGGCGCCGACUCGCGUGCCUGUUCUGUUAUGGAGAAACAGUUGGUACCUCCGCCCAGGUCACUCUAUGAUGAUGAUCGGAGCGCCGUGGAUGAACAUAACGUGAAGACUGGGUUCAUGUCAACGGAUCUAGGCCCCCCUCGCCCCGUGGGCACAACCCAGAAUUGUCAUCAGAGCACUACUCUGCAACCAACAGAUGCUAACAGCCGACUUUCAACCUCGUUCGGCAAUGGCAAGCCUCCAGCAAUCUUGAACGGACAAACGAUGAAUCCUCGAAGAUCUGACAAGCCAGAAACGAAACGAAACCCACAGCCGACAUCCGUAACGGAUCAAACCGAAACUGUUACCAGCAAUUGCGCAACCGUUGUCUCGGGUUUAGGAAGCUCGCGCUCGCAAGCCAUUGUCCUGAAUGAGGACCCGCACUCCGGAGCGGGUGCCGAGGCCCCGUCCUUCCAACGCCAGGAAAGACCAGGGAGCGUGGCUGAACCGCAAUACAGUCUUCCACGAAAUUCAACCAGGCUUUCAAAGCGUAACAAAUCGUUACAGUCGACAGCUCGCCCCCAGCCCGUAGAAUCGGGGGCGGUGGUGGCGGAAGAUGAAGCCGAAGAUCGGUCACCCAGCGAGGAAAGAACAGAGCUGCGGCUCAAGCCUAGGCAAAAACGUGGCCUCUUGCUUCUCUCCGAAAAGAGAGACCGGCCAAAGCAAAACAAGCGACAGAGUACAUCUGCCAGCGGGCCAAGUCUUACGGACAAACCUCUCCAGCCGCCCACCAUCUCAGCAGCCAUUGGGCCGAGCCUCACAGCCUGCCUUGGAACCACUGAUAUUGCCUCCAUUGCGCAACACGGUAACACUUUUAGCCCAUUGCCAGUUGCCCCUGAGAUCCUCACAUUGGAGCCUGACCCACCACAACCCCUCUCUCAAGGGCAUCAAGAUAUCCCACUCGAAGAUGACACCGGGUGUCAAACCACGGAUUCUACGUCGUGUAUCGCAGAUGGCGACUCAAUUGGGCGCGCAGCGAAACCAGUGGACCCACCAAACUUGGAUCAAUCGGACUCCCCGAAACGUGACCACAAUAACAUGCUCAGCAUCUAUGACCGAACGGGGAAUCUGUCACCUUCUCCACCGAAUCGGAAGUUAGCUUCAAGGGGCGAGGGGCGCGUACAUCCGCAUAACGAACCAAACCGAUCGUUAGAAUUCGAACCAGAACAACCCCCAACAAAUCUUCCUCAGGAGCCCGCAAUCCUAGGAUCCCCACGGCGGACGCGUAAGGCCAGCCCGGAUGAUCAGGGCUCGGGCCGCUUGAAGAAGAAAGCACGGAAAGAAGACUCAGCUGGGACUGGCGGUGAAGAAGUACCUCGGCCACCGGUCAAACCACGUCUCGCCAAGCUCAGUAGGAAGAGUAUCAGGAGUAGGGAGGUUUUUGGGUUUGUACCCUCCAGCCCUCCCCUCUCCAAUCUAGCGAAUCCAUUCCGGCCCACUGUGAUUCCCGAGACUUUCGAUUCGGCGGCAAAUGAAUCAACAGGAAGCCAUGGUCUUAUAGCCCCCGUGAGCAGAGUGUUUCCAGUGCCGGACGAGACGCCACUCUCUGCAAGAGACACCACCGAGGCCCAAACGUCUUUACCACGAAAAGUCUUACCCAGGGCUAUCUCACCUAUUCUCCCUCUGUGCGACACAAUUCCCGGUACUGGGUCGGGUGAAGGGGUCGUUGAGGGACCCGGAAACACAACGGUGGAAGGUUGUGUUCCUCAUCCCAGCAUCGGAGCCCCCAAAAAGGAAGCUGAUGUAUCGACGACAACACUCGGGAGAGCCAGCCAGGAGCAACCGCCUGAUAUUAUUCCCCUGCGGCCACAGUUACACGAAAAUUUGCUUGGUCCUUCAGAACAGCCUGAAUGGCCAAUGGGCGACAUUUCCAGUAUCCGGAUUGGUUCUGGUGUGACUGAAAGCACCGCCGAGCAUAUUCUAGACGCGCAAGCAGUCGGGCCUACUCGGCGCAGGAUCGCGAACCCCGCGACCCGUGGUCGUAAGGCUGCAUUGAAAUCCGACGCUGCGGGCCGAGUUCCUCAGUCAAUCCUGCCCGUAGAACCUAUUCCCGCACUCAGAGGUGUCCGGCCACCCGCGAUGCCACACCCGGAGCCUUCCACGAGCGAGCGUCCCAAAAGGAAGAUGAAGUUUCCCGGCUUUGCCUCGGCAAAAGGGGGUGGCCCUUGGAGUAGGGAGGCGCAUGAUUUGUUGGAGACUACGCGCCCUGGCUGA
This is a messenger RNA of Chaetomium globosum CBS 148.51, 2877 nucleotides long. RefSeq lists its product as uncharacterized. Lineage: Eukaryota; Fungi; Ascomycota; Sordariomycetes; Sordariales; Chaetomiaceae. The transcript has a single exon. The coding region runs from base 1 to 2877 and encodes 958 amino acids. The record is from RefSeq and is a predicted model, not a curated record.